UGAAAAUGGGAAUGUUUCAGGGUGAAAACAGGAAGAUUUUGGGGUGGAACUGGGAAGAUUUCACCUCACUGGGCACCCCUGCCUCAAAACUGGGCUCUGUCACUUUUGAGGAGCUGCUCCUUCCAACCAAGUCUGUGCUGGAAUCUGUGAAAACACCUGAAAAUCCAGAAAUACUCACUGGAAUUCCCCUUCAGGAAUUCCUCCCCCAAACCAUGCUGGAGGGACAGCAUGGCUGCCACUGCUGCUGUCAGCCCCAGUGAAUACCUGCAGCCUGCCGCCACCUCUGCCACCCAGGACUCCCAGCCCUCUCCCCUGGCCCUGCUGGCAGCCACAUGUAGCAAGAUCGGUCCCCCCGCCGUGGAAGCCGCCGUGACGCCGCCGGCCCCUCCGCAGCCCACCCCUCGCAAACUGGUGCCCAUCAAACCCGCCCCGCUGCCCCUGGGCUCUGCCAAGAGCAGCAUUGGCAUCCUGUCCUCCAAGGGGAACCUCUUCCAGAUCCAGGGUUCCCAGGUUGGCACCUCCUACCCCGGGGGGCAGCUGGUUUUUGCCAUCCAGAACCCGGCCGUGCUCAGCAAAGGUUCGCGCUCCUCGUCUUCGUCGUCGUCCUCCUCUUCCUCCUCCAGCAUCCAGUACCAGGCGGUGCCGCAGCUGCAGCCUGGCACGGCUCAGACCAUCCAGGUGCAGCCCAACCAGAUCCAGAUCAUCCCAGGCACCAGCCAGGCCAUCCUCACUCCAUCCUCCUCCUCCUCCUCCUCCUCCUCGCACAAACCCGUGCCCAUCAAACCGGCGCCGGCGCAGAAAGCGGCGCCCACGACGAGCGGCGUGGUCAAACUGCCAGGGGGUGGCAACGUCACCUUAACCCUGCCUGUCAACAACCUGGUGAGCCCUGAGGGGAGUGGGCAGAGCCAGCUGGGCACGGACAGCCCCUCAAAACUGGGGAAAAAACCUCGGAAAAAAGCCACGUCCCCCGGGCAGCCGGCUGCGGUGGCCGUGGCGGAGCAGGUGGAGACGGUGCUGAUCGAAACCACGGCAGAGAACAUCAUCCAGGCUGGCAACAACCUGCUGAUCGUGCAGAGCCCUGCCUCAGGGCAGCCAGCAGUGGUGCAGCAGGUGCAGGUGGUGCAGCCCAAGCAGGAGUCGCAGGUGGUGCAGAUCCCGCAGCAGGCGCUGCGCGUGGUGCAGGCGGCGUCGGCCACGCUGCCCACGGUGCCGCAGAAAUCAUCCCAGAACUUCCAGAUCCAGGCGGCUGAGCCCACCCCCACGCAGAUUUACUUCAAGAGCCCCUCCGGCGAGCUGCAGACCGUGCUGCUGCAGGAAGCCUCGUCCCUGCCCGUGCCACCAUCCUCGGCGACACCGUGCGGCAGCCCCGCGUCGCGCAGCCCCGGCCCCGCCCGCAAACCCGCCCCUCGCAAGGAGCGGCCGCUGCCCAAGAUCGCCCCGGCCGGGGGGAUCCUGAGCCUGAACGCGGCGCAGCUGGCGGCAGCUGCACAGGCCGUGCAGACCAUCAACAUCAACGGCGUGCAGGUGCAGGGGGUGCCCGUCACCAUCACCAACAGCGGAGGCCAGCAGCAGCUGACGGUGCAGAACGUGUCCGGCAACAACGUGACCAUCAGCGGGCUGAGCCCCACCCAGAUCCAGCUGCAGAUGGAGCAGGCGCUGGCCGGGGACAUCCAGCCCGGGGAGAAGAGGAGGAGGAUGGCCUGCACCUGCCCCAACUGCAAGGACGGCGACAAGAGGCCGGGCGACCCGGGCAAGAAGAAGCACAUCUGCCACAUCCCCGAGUGCGGCCGGACGUUCCGCAAGACGUCGCUGCUGCGGGCGCACGUGCGGCUGCACACGGGCGAGCGGCCCUUCGUCUGCAACUGGGUGUUCUGCGGCAAGCGCUUCACGCGCUCCGACGAGCUGCAGCGGCACGCGCGCACGCACACAGGUGACAAACGCUUCGAGUGCGCGCAGUGCCAGAAACGCUUCAUGCGCUCCGACCACCUGACCAAGCACUACAAAACCCACCUGGUCACCAAGAACUUGUAGGGUCAGGGGGGACACAGAGACACCCAGAGCUUCCCAACCAACCCCCAAACCAACCCCCAAAUCCACGGGCCAGCACUCCCAGGAGGGGACAUUGGGGACAUCCCCCCCCCACCAGCCCCGAAAACCAGCGGGGAGGGGUCACCUCUACAGGUUCAGAGCCCCCCAAAAAAUUGGGGCAGGAGCCUGGGAGAGGCUCCACAGCACAUUCCUACUUUAUAUUUAAAGUCUAUAAAUAGCUAUAAAUAUCUAUAUAACCCCCUUUGGAAAAAUCCCUUUUUUUCUAUGGAGAUCGUUGCCUUACACUCCCCCCUCUCCCAGAUCCCAACCCUGUGGAUCAUGAGUGCUUUUUUAAUCUAUUUAAUCCCCUGGAUUUCUCACCCAAAACUCAUUUUUUCCCCUUCUCUCACAGCCAGUUCUUCUCUCCCAGUUUUUAUUUUCAAGCAACAUUGGCAUUCUCCCUUUUUUUUGGUUUUGUUUUUUUGUUUUUUUUUUUGGUUUGGAAUUUUGAGACUUCACCCUUUUUUUUUUUUUUUUUUUUUUUUUUAUUUUCCCCUCUUUUUUCCUGCCCUGUGUGUGGACUCCCCCUUGUGUACAGUGUACAUUGUAUCAUAGAUUAUAUUGCUUUGGAGCUUUUAAAUUAAAACAAAAAUCCACUUUAUUUUUUAGUUGUUGUGCCCACCUGAGGGCGUUUUCCCUGGAUUAUGUGAUGGAUCUGUUCCCAGUUUUCUGAGCUGUACCCGGAGGCAGCCGGGAGCUUUUCCUUGCUAAAUAAAUUUAGUCACCAGAGGCAAAUCCAGGCUCCUUUUAUUUUUUUUUUUUUUUUUUUUUUUUUCCUGGGAAUGUUAUGGA
Messenger RNA from Oenanthe melanoleuca, 2880 nucleotides. It is a transcript of the gene SP2, whose product is annotated as Sp2 transcription factor. Gene Ontology annotation, biological process: regulation of transcription by RNA polymerase II. Gene Ontology annotation, molecular function: DNA-binding transcription factor activity, RNA polymerase II-specific; RNA polymerase II cis-regulatory region sequence-specific DNA binding. The transcript has 7 exons. The record is from RefSeq and is a predicted model, not a curated record. The coding region runs from base 229 to 2031 and encodes 600 amino acids. NCBI's taxonomy places the organism in Eukaryota, Metazoa, Chordata, Aves, Passeriformes, Muscicapidae.